AUUUCUCAUGGCGGUAAUGGAUUGUUUUUCCCGGGAAGCUUUUACAUAUGUGGAUCGUUGCCAGUGAAAUCUUAAAUUUGGAGACGUGUAAAACCAGUGAUUUACAAUCAUAAGGUAUGAAAAUGAUCAUGUAUCAGAAAUGAUUGAAGUUUUUGACGAUCAAAAGCGGAAAAUCGCUUUCCAUAAGUCAGGGAUCUCAGGCCUGCUGAAGUCCCUGUCAAGGUUUUAUUUUCUCUCGUUUUUUCCCCCCAGGGUAAAUCUAACGAGCUUACUAGGUAUUGAUAUUACCUUUUGUGGUCUAGUUUUUCCAACAAUGUUCUCGCACACACGCUUAAAGUUACUUCACAAUACUUUCAAAUCAUAACAAACAAUUCCUUGGGAUUUGAACGAAAUUAGCAUUUCAGAGACCUAAAAUUUCCCUGGAAGCGUAGUAAUACUGCUGAUUGCCUUAAAGUGUGGAGAUAGCGAUGAUAUUUAACUUUUUGGGCAGGCUGGCUCAUGCAAAGAAUAAACCCUUGCCUUGGUAUCUGUAAAAGGUUUUGAUCGAUACUUGAAAAAUAUCUCUUUACAGCGAGGCUGAGAGGAACAAAUAUCGCCUUUGUGUUCUUUAGUGAUUGUUCGAUUAUGAACUCUAGGUUUUAUUAUCCAGGUAUCCCAAGGGAUGCUCUUCCUAUUGUGGCCUCAACAGAUUUAUGCCAUCAAAUAAGGUGUAUUUAUUGUGGUCAUAAAUCUUAAAAAAGGGAAAACAGAAAACAGUUUCACUAUUGAGAUUCUUCACAUGUAUUUUUCUAUACCUAACUGUGAAUAUGGCAUAAAUGUUGGCAGGUUGUAGUCUACAUAUGUGGUAACAAUUAUUAGCUAAUGAGCAGCAUCACUUCAAAAUACAGCAGAGAAAUUUCAACAUUUUUUUCAGGGAAGAUCAGACAUGUGCACAGUUAUUUGAUGUUUUACUGAUUUUUUCUCAAAAUUGAACAUUAGAAAACCAUUCUUAGCUUGUUAAGUUGCUCUACAGACAUAAUCUGUCAUCUGUUUAGGUGAGAAAUGACAUUUUGACUCAUAAGUCAAAAUCUCUGUACAAUUAUUUUACACUAGUAAUUUGAGUAGCAAGAGUCAGUUUGGUCUUAGCACCUGGAGAUGAAGGUAUACAAUAAAAAUUAGCACAGGAGGUGAAUUUUUAAUUUUAUACCCAUAGAAGACUUUUCAAACUAGUAGAAACAACAAAUUAAGAUCAAUUUUAUCCUUGGCUAGCAAAAAUUCACAAGAACCUGUAAUAAAUUUCUGAUUUUUUAUGUCAGGUAAAAGGUGUAGAGAUUAAGUUGAAAGGGACUUGUCUUAACCCUUUAACUCCAGGUAUAUGAUUAUUAAUUCUCUCUUCUAGCUGCGGCACAUUUCCCUGUAUAGUAGCUACAAGAAUUUGGCAUAAGAUCAAAACAAAAACUUGGAAGUGAUGAGUUUAAGAAUUCUCCCUAUCUGUUUGUUUGUAUAUUAUAGGGAGAUGUUACAUGUCAAUUACUUCUAGGAGUUAAAGGGUGAAACAGGGCUAGUUUUGGAAGGCUUUGGAGACACCCCCAAUAAAGCUUUCUUUAAUUACCCCCUCCCCCCCCCAACUUGUCUACGAACCUAUUUGGAACUUAUUAUGCAAUGACGAGUCUGAUACCAACUCAUUCUUCAUGUUUAGGUGAAGCAUACCAGUUGCUAUGGGGUAUGAUACAACACGAUUUACAUGUUCAGUUGACGAGGAACUGCUUUGUGCAAUUUGUAAAUCAGUACUGGAAGAUCCUCUUCAAGCCCCAGCAUGUGAACAUGCUUUCUGUGCUGGUUGUAUACAUGAAUGGCUGAGACGUCAACAAAGUUGUCCAGUUGAUCGAUGCGGCCUCACACCACAUGAACUGAAGCAAGUGCCAAGAAUCUUGAAGAACCUUCUAUCAAAGUUAACAGUAAAAUGUGAAAAUGAAAGGCAUGGCUGUGAUGGGGUGGUCAGACUGGAUCAAUUACACUCUCAUUUAUCACAGUGUGAACAUAACCCAAAGAGGCCUGUUCAGUGCAAUCAGGGAUGUGGAUUAGUGGUUCCAUUUGACGAGCUUUCUCAGCAUAAUUGUGUCCGUGAAUUAAAUAACUUGAUCCAAAACCAGAAUUUCAAGCAAGAACAGCUGCAAGCUCAAAUCGAUGAACAACGCCAGCAGCUAAAUGAACAGAAACGUGAGAUUCAAGCUCUCAAGGAAAUGAUCCGAACCAUGAGAGUGAUCAAUUUGCCACAGGCAUUGCCACUAUUGCCAAGCAACCUGUCACAACCAGAUCACUAUGUCAAUGAAAUUCAUCAGUGGUUAAGGGGGUUACAAUCAGCCAGAGUAACAAGAUGGGGUGGUAUGAUAUCUACACCUGACGCUGUUCUACAGGCAGUCAUUCGGCGAGCACUUGCAGACAGUGGAUGCCCACCUACCAUUUUGAAUGAACUAAUGGAGAAUGCUCACGAGAGGAGGUGGCCCCCAGGGUUGAGCACACUUGAAACACGGCAGUUGAAUCGCCGUCGAUAUGAACAGUAUGUUUGUAGGAGAAUACCAGGAAAACAAGCAGUUGUGAUCAUGGCCUGUGAAAAUGAACAUAUGGGUGAAUCAAUGACUUUAGAUCCUGGUCUUGUAAUGAUCUUUGCACAUGGCAUUGAGUAAAUUUUAACACAUUGUACAUUCACUGGUAUGUGGCUACAAAGAGGGAAAUCAAAUCUUAAAUGGGCAACUUCUUGCCAUAAUGAAAUCAAAGCUCCAUAGCUGUAUUUAUGAACUGCAAGUCUCCAAGAUGUAGGUAGUAUUAUUAAUCAGAAGACAGGUAUGCCAUGUUCAUUCUUUUGAGAAGAGGAGUUGAGGAAUAAAGAGUUAAGUGAGCAGUAAGCUACAGUUGGGUGCAGACACAGUUUAUAGAUCAAGUGAAUUUUGAUCUAAAAGCAGCAAGGAAUGAGGUCAUCAAACAUUUCAGGAGAAAAGUGAACCUGUCCUAUCAUUAAAUAUUGACUUAAAUCAGAUAUUUAGUGUAACACAAACCAGUUUUGAGAGACUACAGACGAACCAUCACGUCCACAUUUCACUCAUUUUCAAAAGCUGGGGCUUCAAUAAAAGCCAGUUGCCAGCAUUCUAUUGCUGCUCAUAAAACCUCUGAUCACCAUCCACUCAGCCUACAAGCCAGCCCCUGUGAUUUGGUUUCACCUUUCAACCCCUUUUUCUAGGAACAGCUGCCUAUUACAUCAUCAGUGGUUGUUUAUGGUAAAAGUUAUUGAAACCCCCCUACAAAAGUUCUCUAGAGUUGCUGAAUUCUUGUAAAUUAUUUGACUCAUCUUCCAGGAGACAUCAUUUUCACAAUUUUUUUGCUGGUUAUGUUUUCCUUGUUCAGGUAACCUAUUAAGUAGAAAAUGUACUCACUUGGCAAAAAUUAAUUAUUUCCGUACCUGAUCAUCAAACAAUUUUUCUUGUUUUGUUUUUGAUGCAAAGAAAAAAACUACUAAAGUUACUGAAAGUUUCUUUUCCUAUAGGUUACAAAUUGUAAUCAGGGUAAAGUAAAGAAGAAUUAGUGUUUGGUUUAUUUACAAACAUGAAAGUCACAAGCAGACAUUCAGUAACUUUGGAGCACUUUUGGAAAUGAAUGAAAAGUGAUUUGGCUGGUGAAGUAUUAUUUAAUUCCUGCUUUUAAAACAGAACUUCUACCUCACUAGUAUGUCCAGUCAGACAAAAACUAAGUCAAACAGGGUUUAAACCCUUUAACCCCCAUGAUCUCAGUAGUAAUUCUCCUUACUAUCUGCCAUACAAUUCUUAUGAUGUUAGUUUGGAGGGUUUGUUAUUAGAUCAACCAAUAAUCCCUUUACUGAUAUUUUCUUUAUUCUCAUCACUUGACUGCUAGUUGUUGUAUUGAUAUUGUAAAGAGAAAUUAUGUCUAAGUCACUUCAGGGGAAUAUUUUAGUAUAUAUGCAGUGCUUGCAAUGGAAGUUAAGAAUUUGCUGCAAUGAAGGUCACAAACCUUUCAAUGUAAUAACAUUUUAAGUUAAAGUAGAACAAAUAUGUGAGGUGGUGAAUAAGGCCAAGGUACAGAGUGUAUUUGGGGACAUGACAGCAUUGUCUCUGCUUGUCACUCUAAUAUGUUCAAGUACGCAACAUGGAUCUGGUCUAUUUAUUAGGUGAAUAGUAAAAUUUAAUAUUUGUACAUAUGAGGAAAUAGUUUUAAUAAUGUGUUGCUUUCCUCAUCUUAUAUUGCAAUAAAGUAUGUAUAGCUUUUAGUCAAC
Molecule: messenger RNA, 4264 nt
Organism: Pocillopora meandrina
Lineage: Eukaryota; Metazoa; Cnidaria; Anthozoa; Scleractinia; Pocilloporidae
Source: the annotation of a GenBank genome assembly